CUCUUCACAAACACCCUUCUCUCAAAUAAUAUCCCAUCUCCAUUACAUACCAAAAUCAGGUCAAAAAAAUCACAUAGCAAAAUGGCUAGUCUAAGAACUCACUGUGGGAUGGCUUUGGCUGUGGUGGUAACUAUGUUGGCUGUUUUGGGCCAUGGUGGGAGCAAAUUUGUGGCAAUGGCUGAUCUUGAUGAUGAGCCAUGCAAAAGUGAUCUGCCUGGUUUGAAGGCAGCCUGCUUUGAUUUCAUCAAGUUUGAAGGCCCUGCAAUCCCUCCUUCACAAGAAUGCUGUAAGCUCAUCAGAUCUGCGGACUCGAAUUGUACGUGCAACUUCGUGACCCCUGAGGCUGAAAAGAUGGUCGAUAUGAAGAAGGUGGUUUAUGUGGGCAGAAGUUGUGGGCUUCAAAUCCCUGCUGGAUUCAAAUGUGGAAGUUAUAUAGCUCCGCCUCCUUUGACGGUGGCAAGAGAUCGGUUGAAUAUCAAGAGGGGUCGCAAAGUCGCAAUGACUUCUCAAUAGUACAAGAAUAGAUCGUGUAGCAGCAAAACAUUGUUGUCUUUUUGAGGUGUUGCAUUCGACAUCAUGUGUACCCCGACUUCUUGUUUUCCUUUCUAUUUUUCAUUCUGCAAUUGUAGUUAUGGGGUACUACAGAGUUUACCAGCAAACCAGAAAUAAUAAUAAUAAUAAUAAAGGAACAAAUUCACC
Linum trigynum is the source of this 699-nucleotide messenger RNA. NCBI's taxonomy places the organism in Eukaryota, Viridiplantae, Streptophyta, Magnoliopsida, Malpighiales, Linaceae. The record is from the annotation of a GenBank genome assembly.